Molecule: messenger RNA, 450 nt
Organism: Chondrus crispus (carragheen)
Lineage: Eukaryota; Rhodophyta; Florideophyceae; Gigartinales; Gigartinaceae
Exons: 1
Coding region: 1-450 (149 amino acids)
Molecular function (GO): nucleic acid binding
Source: RefSeq, a predicted model, not a curated record
AUGAUUUGGUCUUGCCUCUCUUACUACGAACUGAACAAUUUAGUAAUAAUGUAUGGGAAACAGGAUUCUGCAAAGUACUGUGAACUACUUAAGGACGAUUUGCUACCUUUUGCGGCAGUGACGCAUGGUGAGAAUUGGACAUAUCAGCAAGAUAACGCCGCUAUACAUCGUUCUUUUUAUCCCAAGAAAUGGUUUACGGACAAUGGCGUUGCUGUUUUACCGUGUCCUUCGCGUUCACCAGACCUCAAUCCCAUCGAAAAUCUAUGGGGGAUCUUAGCAAGGAGUGUGUAUGGAAAUGGGAGGCAGUAUCAGGAUACUGUAGAGCUGUUUGAGGCUAUUGUCGAUUGCUGGCAGAAUAUCGACCACAGUACUCUUGAGAAUCUCGUUGGAUCGAUGCAGAGGCGUUGCAUUGCUGUUUUGCAGAAGAAUGGCGGCCGCAUGACUUAUUGA